This is a messenger RNA of Saccostrea cuccullata (small rock oyster), 773 nucleotides long. RefSeq names its product MAM domain-containing glycosylphosphatidylinositol anchor protein 1-like. The record is from RefSeq and is a predicted model, not a curated record. Bases 23 to 730 code for a protein of 235 amino acids. Gene Ontology annotation, cellular component: membrane. NCBI's taxonomy places the organism in Eukaryota, Metazoa, Mollusca, Bivalvia, Ostreida, Ostreidae. The transcript has 6 exons.
AAUAACAUCUUUUUCUUACUCCAUGAUGGCAACAUGUUCCAGCAAAUGUGCAGAAAAUCCGAAAUGCUUGGCUGUGGACAUCUGUGAUUCUGACGAAGAAAAGUACUGUAGACUUGUAAAAUCCUUAAAUUUUACGUCUACAUCUACAGACGACUACAAACAAACCUGUAAAAGAUACAAAGUGGAUUCGAGAUGUGAUGAUGAUAAAUAUUUUGACAGAACUCGCAAGCAGUGUUUAAUAAAAAGUACAUAUCUGUGUGAUUUUGAGACGAGUCUAGAAUCUUCAUGUUUUCUGACAGAAACAAACAGAGAUAUCUUCAACUGGACUAGACACUCAGGUAUCACACUCUCUUAUUCCACUGGUCCUGAAGCUGCAAAAUCCGGCACCUACUACAUGUACAUAGAGGCAACCAAUCAAAAUUUUGGGGAUCACGCACAAUUGGUCAGCAACAUAGUUUUUGAAGAUAAGACAUACUGUCUUUCGAUGUACUACCACAUGUACGGAUCAACGACCGGAACUCUGAAGAUUCAGACCAGGACCGGAAAUGACACGGUGGUGACUCAUUGGGAAAAGUCAGGUGACCAGGGAAACCAAUGGUACAGCAUUGAUAAACUUAAUCUCCCUCUGAAUAACAACACUGAGAUAAUCAUUGAGGGCAUCCGUGGACAAAGUUUCGAAAGUGAUAUCUCUGUUGACUACAUAAUGCUGAGGCCAUUUCCUUGUGUCUAAAGACUUUCAAUGCUUUCAACGUUCUAGAACUAAAUUCUUAUGA